Messenger RNA from Pocillopora meandrina, 3347 nucleotides. Lineage: Eukaryota; Metazoa; Cnidaria; Anthozoa; Scleractinia; Pocilloporidae. The record is from the annotation of a GenBank genome assembly.
AGUAGCGAAGAGGCGAAGAAAGAACAGAGGCUUAUUGAUGCUAUGUUUCUUUGUGACGAGUGGAAAUCUUCGAAAGGUGGAUUAUCAACUUUCAAUCGCGAGUUAGCCAUUAAUUUGGCAGAGAUAACAACUGGUAGCAUGAAAAUCCACUGCUAUGUCUCGAAAAGCGAUGAUCAGGAUAGAGAAGAUGCUAAACAAAAUGGAGUGAAUUUAAUCACCGCUCAGACUGUUCCUGGGUCGCGAGAUCCCUUAGAUUGGUUGAAAGUUUUACCUCCAGAGCUUCCGCAUCCGCAUAUUGUGAUUGGUCAUGGCAGAAAACUUGGAACUCCAGCAUGUCACAUCGUACGAGCUACAAGAUGUAAAUGGAUUCAGUUCGUCCACGUCUCCUGCGAGGACCUUGGAAAGUUCAAAGAAACUACCGCCACGCCUGUUAAAGAUACGAUCGAGGAGAACGAGGAGAAACACAAGUUGGAAAUUGAGUUGUGUAAAGCAGCGGAUGCAGUUGUCGCUGUCGGCUCACGUCUACAACAGAAGUACAGCAGAAGUCUACCAAAUGUGAAAGUGGAGAUCAUCACUCCUGGAAUUACGGGAAAGUUUUGCAACGAAUCGAUAGAAUCAGGAGAACAUGCUGGUUUAUCAUCGAGGACGUUGAAUAACAUGUUCAUGAAGACAUUCCACGUCUUCAUGUUCGGCCGAGCAAACUUUGAAGACCUUACGUUAAAGGGUUAUGAUAUAGUAGCAAAUGCCAUAGGCUCCCUUGGAGCGGAAUUUGAGCUCACAUUUGUUGGCUCUUCUCCUGGUGACCACCGAAACGUAGAGCAAUGGUUUCUCCAGAAAACAUGCAUCAAACGUAAGCAGAUUACCAUUCGUGGUUAUUGCACUAAACAGGAUGAACUGAAAGGAAUGUUCCACCAAUCAGACCUGGUUGCUCUUCCUUCACGUACAGAAGGAUUUGGAUUAGUUGGCCUGGAGGCCAUUUCUUGUGGUGUUCCUGUUCUUGUAUCUGGUGAAUCUGGUUUGGCUGAGGCUUUGCAAGGUGUACAAGGUGGAAAUGAUGUUAUUGUAAAAUCAGAUGACGAUGCGGUUGAAUGGGCACGGAGGAUAAGUGAGGUGUCUAGCCAAAGUCUAGAAGAGAGACAAAGCAAUGCCAGAGAGCUCAGAGAGAACUACAGGAAGGUUUACCCUUGGAGAAUGGAAUGUGAGAGGUUCAAAGGGCUAAUUGAAAAUGUUGUGAAAACUGCAAAUGGUAAGCCCACUUCUUUUCAUUUUAUUUUUUGUGCAGUACACUUGCUGAAAUGUUAUGCUGCAUGUAUUGUAUGAAGCUAAACCUUAGGUUUAGACCGAGCCACAUAAGAUAAACUGAAUACUGGUACAUGUAGAUAAGCACAGGUAAAGUACACCUGUCUGUCCUGAGUGGUUACAGUUAUCUAGAAUUGUGGUUGGACUACAAGUGUUCAAGUGCACUGCCUUUUUGAGUUUUUUUUUUUUUUUUGUAUAAAAAAGAUAACUAUAUGCAGAGUGGUAUUUUGCUUACCCCAGUCAGAUUGUAGCAUUAGAGUAUGUAUCUCACACCAAUCAGAUUACCACAUUAGGGUAUGUAUCUUGCGCCAAUCAGAUUGCUACAUUAGGGUAUGUAUCUUGCAUCAAUCAGAUUGCUGCAUAUGGGUAUGUAUCUUGCACCAAUCAUAUUGCUGCAUUAGGGUGUGUAUCUGGCACCAAUCAGAGUGCUGCAUAAGGGUAUAUAUCUUGCACCAAUCAGAUUGCUACAUUAAGGUAUGUAUCUUGCAUCAAUCAGAUUGCCGCAUAUGGGUAUGUAUCUUGCACCAAUCAGAUUGCUGCAUUAGGGUGUGUAUCUGGCACCAAUCAGAGUGCCGCAUAAGGGUAUGUAUUUUGCAUCAAUCAGAUUGCUGCAUUAGGGUAUGUAUCUCGCACCAAUCAUAUCACAGCAUUUGGAUACCUUGCACCAAUCACAGUGUUUGGGUAUUGUUUUCAUACAAAUGAUGUUAUGGGAUUAGAGGGCUGUGCACAAAGAAUGGCAUUUACCAGAAAUUUUGAGCUCAUUUGAUAAGUGCAGUGGUUUGUGGCCUUUGCAAGAGCCUCGUCAAUUAAGAUUGAGUUUUUUUCAGGAUAUGAAUGGCUCACAUUUUACUUUUUAUAUAAUUUUUAAGUUAAAACAUGUUUUAUCCUCUACUGUGGCCACAAUGCACACUCCAAAAAACUUUCUUUCCUUUAUCUACCAUGAAGACAACCAUUUCACUAUGUGAGCAUUGGUAAUUUUUCACAUGCCUGAAUGGUAUUCCACCAAUCAAAUUCCAUUUUGCCACAGUAGACAUUGCUCCAUCACAUGUCAUUUCUUAUAAACAACCUGCAUUUUAUUACAUAUUCUAACCACAUUGUCCAACUCCACCAAAAGGAAUUCACAUGGAAGUAAAUAGGACUGACAGUAAACUUUCCACACAAAUCUCCCAUGUUUUUACUUAACCCAAUUGCAAGUCAGUUGCUCAUAAACAAUCUGUAUUUUUUCAUGUAUUUCACACACAGAGGGCAACAACCAAUCAAGGAAACUGUAAUCUUUUAGAUCAAUCAGAAUUUUGAUGCUACUAUGGAAUGAGAUAAAGAUGUAAAAGAAACUGAAACUGAAGUGCUCAAUAGAUAUACUGUAUGUGGUAAUCUCUUCAUUGGUAACAAGCUCUUUGUUUGAUUGGUGUUGCGUCAUCGUCAUGUCCUCGCAUUUUUAGUGGUUAAUUAGGUAAGAGGUGAAAAAACCUUUUUAUAUUAGGAUUAAAUUUGACUGUUACAAUUUAACAGGUGGUGAAAUGAAUAUUAAGGUUGAUGUGGAUGACUUGAAACCUGAAGAACAGAAUGUGCAGACUGGCAUGUUGGCAACAGAGUCUGUCAGAUGUCAAGAGGUUCAGCAGCCUAGGGCAUCUGCUACAUCAGCUGCAUCUGGAAGUGUGUCUUAUCAACAGACAGAAGAUCUCCAUGCUCUUAAAGUGAAAACCUUUCUAUCAGUUAUUAAAGAUUCUUUCUACAACACAAAUCCACAGUCCAUUGAAGAGUGCAAUUGGUUUAUGGAAUACGCACAAAAAAUGAGGCUGAUCAUAACUGGUGUUGAUGAUGGAAGUUUGGUGAUAACAGUGAAGUGUGAAUCUCUAAUGAUCUUGGAGGAGUUGUGGACAGAUUACUCCUCUGGUCAUCUUGGUGAAGUUGUUCAAAAUUGUUUUGUAACUGAAAAGAUCUUGAAGGAACUAAACCUGGCUGAGUUGAGGCUGAAGACAACAAUGGACAUAGAGGAGUACAAUGCAUGCAAAAUGUUCUUUGAGAAAGAUGCACUUAGAGGUUGGUAG